AUGGGUACUAAGGGGAAUGAGAUGAAUAUAUGGAACCAAAUGGUUUGCGAGGAUAAAAAACCAAAGUCUACUGAUGCAGGGGAACCUCCUGCUUACAUAGAAUCGAUUGAUGCUGAAAAGGACACAGGGUACUGGAAGUACGAUGUAGAAAAGAAUGAGAGUGGGAACGACGGUAAGAGGAAGAAGACUAGAUUUGUCAAGUUUUUCCAUUUCUUUUUGGCUCUUUCCCUUCUUUUAUUCGGUUAUCAUAAAGGGUUAUUCUUUGGUAACUUCUCUUGUAAUCAUCACCAGCUGGACGUUCAUCCAGACGUUGAAACGUCAUUUGAAAUAACGAUUAAACAAUUACCGCUUCAUGAUCCAGUCCAUACUGAACACCUCUUAUCCUACUCGUUUGGCGAUUCUUGGGGUCAUCCAGCUCAGGCGUCGUUUAAGCCAUACACUGGUUCCCCUUAUAAUAAGAUCAUCUUGGAACUCUCGACAAAUAUUACUGGGAUACAGCACGAUCGUUUAGGUCACAUUUUUAUCAACAACGUUACUGUUUGGAGGACUUCUACCGUGGAACCUUAUGAUGAGGCUACCAUUGUCAGUGAGUCAUCGAAAGAUAUAACUCAAUAUAUCUCAUUGUUCCAAGAUAGCGAUGACCCUCUGGAACUUAUUUUCCAAUUGGACAACAUUGUCACAAACAAACAAACUGGUGUCUUCAACGUGGAAUUGAAGCUUCACUACUAUUAUGAACAUACUGCGAAGCAUGGGACAGAUGAAACCGCUACCGAUUUCUUCUAUCAUUAUGCCGCAGCUCCACCAAGCAGGGUUCUUCCUUUGGUCGGUGAUAAGAAGAGAAGAACGCCAUUGUUGUACUAUCCAAUUUCCUCUCAUUCCAAUCCACGUUGGAGACGUUCUCUUGAAGAUUUCGCGGCCCAUGAAGAUGACUUAGAGCAUGCCAUCUUGGAAGUUUUCAUCUCAGGUAACGCAGCUGAAGAGUUCUGGUACGGUAAUGUGUUGGACAAAUAUGUAUCCAAGUUCAAAAAUGGCUUGCGAGAAGUCAUGGGUCACGGUCCCCUACGUGCUUUGAAAGUCUUCUUAUAUGAUGGUGAACAUGACUAUUUAGUUUCAACGGUAAUUCCUACUCCUGUCAUUUACACCGGUGGGUUCUCGCCUGCUCUUUGGAGACCUUGUGUUGGUAUCGAUGCCUUUGACCUUGAAAGUCUAUUCGUCGAUCUUACACCUUUUAUCCCACUCUUGAAGGAUGGUAAACCUUGGGAAUUACAAAUGGAAAUUGUAUCCAGUUUGGACGAUAAAUAUAAGAGCACUAUAGGCGAGAACUGGAUCAUUUCUGGUAACAUCAAACAAUGGACUAACCCUGCUUCAAGUAUCAACCACAAGGAAUUGAAAUCCAACAUAUUUGACUCUACGUUUGAUAUUAAUGUCGUUGACAGAAAUCCAAGCCAUCUACACCAAGCCGUUAACGCUACAACCAAAAAUGAAGUGGCGAGUCUUCUUUAUUUAGAAGACAAACCUUAUGUGCUUUCACAUACCUAUCAUAAUGAAUUUGUAUCUAACCUUACAUUCUACGAUGACGGUAAUGAUGAACAUACUGUAGUUAACCUCGAGAAGUACAAUAUCAUUUCUCUUUACGAGAAUGCCUCCUAUGGUGUGGCAGAUCCUAUUAUUUCACUGGUCGACAAAGCUUCUUGGAACUUGGUUGGUAGCGUGAGAAUGUUAGAUAUUGACGUUUCCAAGUCUGAGCUUUCUUACAAGGCAACUGUUGGGAGAACUGUCGAUAGAUUAAAGUACAUCAAAGAUUAUACCAGUGGAGAAGAAUUUGUAAUUGAUAACAGUGAGGAUAUUUUCAACUAUCUCAGAAAGCAUGAUUCAACUCCGCAUAUGGUUAUCAAUGCCCUUCAGGGAUCGCAAAUUGGAUCAUCCGAAUUCACUCUCUCACCGUCCGGGAACCAUGGUAGCGGUGAUUCUGUUCAUAAUGUGAGAGUUGUCAGCGAAUUCCCAAUAAAGGAACAUUAUAAGAGAGAUGUUAUAGUUAGUGACAAUUCCGUUGUUUUCGACGUCGUUAAGAGAGAUCUAUAA
Kluyveromyces lactis is the source of this 2082-nucleotide messenger RNA. RefSeq lists its product as uncharacterized. The record is from RefSeq and is a predicted model, not a curated record. NCBI's taxonomy places the organism in Eukaryota, Fungi, Ascomycota, Saccharomycetes, Saccharomycetales, Saccharomycetaceae. The transcript has a single exon. The coding region runs from base 1 to 2082 and encodes 693 amino acids.